CCGGAGCCGCGGGACCGCGCGCACGCAUGGGGCUGGGACCCCGCUCGCCCGCCCCGGCGGGGCGUCGCUUCGCCGCGGGCCGCGGACGGGGCCGCGGAGCGCGGGGGUCGGGGCGGCCUCCGCCGGGCCGCGGACGGCAGCCCCGCACGCCGGCGGAGCGGCCGGCGGCGCCGGCUCCGGAGGCGCUUCCGCCGCACCUGAGCCCCGAGGCCCUGGGGUAUUUCCGACGGGCGCUGUGCGCGCUGCGAGAGGCCCCCGCGGCCGGGGAGGAGCGAGAGCUGAUGGUGCACAAUAUUUUAAAAGAAGUGGAGGCCCAAGCCGUAGCCCUGGCCACGAGCCGCACCGGCAGUGAGAUGUUGCAGGAACUGUUGGGGUUCAGUCCUUGGAGGCCCCUGUGUCGAAUCUGGGCCGCUCUGCGCUCCAACUUGCGUCUGGUGGCCUGUCAUCGGUGCGGGGUCCAUGUGUUGCAGAGUGCUUUGCUGCAGCUGCCUCGAUUGCUGGAGAGGCCUUCCCAGCCGGAGGAGGAGGAGGAGGAGGAGGAGGAGGAGGAGGAAGAGCAUGGGAAGGAUGGUGCCUUGGGAAGCUUGGAGGACCUGGUCCUGGGACUAGCUUCCGAGGUGUCCGACGAUUUUGUUUUCUACUGUGGGGACACUCAUGGCAGCUUCGUGGUUAGGACUCUCCUGCAGGUGUUAGGUGGGACGCUCCUGGAGUCUGAAAGAACCAGGCACCGUGGCUCCCAAUCAUCUGAAGCCCACAGGACCUCAGCGAGGGAAUGUAAGCCUGCUGAUUUUGAAGUCCCGGAAACAUUCCUCAAUCGCCUUCAGGACCUGAGCUCUUGCUUUCUGAAAGACAUUGCUGUGUUUAUCACGGACAAGAUCUCCAGCUUCUGCCUUCAAGUGGCCUUACAGGUCUUACACCGCAAACUGCCUCCAUUUUGUGCCCGUCUCUGCAGUGCUGUUAUUGACUAUCUGGGUACUCGAAAUCCUUCAGCAGAUGGCAGCCCUCUACUGGUGUUUCUUCGGGAUCAGACAAGCUCCAGACUCUUAGAACAGGUGCUGUUGGUAUUAGAGCCCCCGAAGCUCCAGAGUCUCUUUGAGGAUCACUUCCGGGGUCAGCUGCUGACCUUGGCAGCCCAUCCCAUUGCUAACUUCCCUUUGCAACGCCUACUGGAUGCAGUCACGGCUCCUGAGCUGCUGUCCUGCAUGUUUGAGGAGCUGAGCCCUGCCCUGGAAGCUGUGCUGGCCCAGGGCCACCCAGGGGUGGUGGUUGCCCUGGUGGGAGCCUGCCGCAGAGUUGGGGCGCAUCAAGCCCAGGUCUUGCAGCGCUUGUUGGAGGCGUUCCACUGUGCGGAGCCCGCAUCCCGCCAGGCGGCCUGCGUGCCUCUGCUCGCCACGCUGACGGCUUACGAGGUGUACUACGCGCUGGCGGAGGAGGAGGGGGCGGAGCCCGCAGAGCACCAGGUGGACACGGCCUCGGCCAGGGCCCUGGGGGAAGUGACUGUCCUCGGGUCUCUGCUGCUGCAGCAUCUGCUGCACUUCUCCACCCCUGCUCUUGUUCUGCGAAGCCUGGCUGCCUUGACGGGACCACAGCUCGUGGCUCUGGCCCAGAGCCCCGCUGGCUCCCACGUGCUGGACGCCAUCCUGACCAGCCCUUCUGUGACACGCAAGCAGCGCCGGCGUGUGUUGAAGACCCUAAAGGGACAGUAUGUGUCUCUGGCAUGCAGCCGUCACGGCAGCCGCGUGCUGGACGCCAUCUGGAGUGGAGCGGCCUUGGGGGCCCGGAAGGAGAUUGCCGCUGAGUUGGGAGAGCAGACCCAGGAGCUGAUGAAAGACCCUUUUGGCCACCAUGUGGCUCGGAAUGUGGCCUUGACUACCUUCUUGAAGCGGCGAGCGGCUUGGGAAGAGCAGCAGAGUGCGGUGGCCAAGCGGAGGAAGGCAUUCAACUCCAUCCUUGAAGACUGAGGCCCCGCCGUCUGGGAGUGGGUGUUGAAGAGGGAGUCAGCGGAGUGCCCGCUCACUCCAUACCUUCCCUGUUAAAGCUGGAGUCAAAAACCUUACCUGAGCUGGUUGCCGGUGGCCCGUGCUUGUUAUCCUAGCUGCUUGGAAGCUGGGGAUUGGGAGAAUCACAGUUCAGAGUCCGCCUGGGCAGCCCAGCUUACCAGCCACCUUCCCAGUAGUCAUUCCAGCUCUGAUGGGAAGCGUCAAAUAGGUGGACCACAGUCCAGGCGUGCACACAAGCAGAAAGCAAGACCCGAUCUCACAAAAUAACCAAUGCAGAAAGGCUGGGGUUGUGGCUCAGAAGUAGAGCUCCUGGCCUAGCAAGCACAAGGUCCUGAAUUCAAACCCAGUACCUGGAUUGGGUACUGUCGUCCAUGCCCAUAAUCCUGACGUAGGAGAGUUGAGUUUGAAGCCAGCCUGGUCCACUUAGACAAAUCCGAUCUUUAAGAAAAAGGCAUUGGGGGCUGGGGAUAUGGCCUAGUGGCAAGAGAGCUUGCC
This is a messenger RNA of Perognathus longimembris pacificus (Pacific pocket mouse), 2495 nucleotides long. RefSeq names its product NOP9 nucleolar protein (gene Nop9). The record is from RefSeq and is a predicted model, not a curated record. NCBI's taxonomy places the organism in Eukaryota, Metazoa, Chordata, Mammalia, Rodentia, Heteromyidae. Gene Ontology annotation, cellular component: preribosome, small subunit precursor; nucleolus; 90S preribosome. Gene Ontology annotation, molecular function: RNA binding. Bases 27 to 1961 code for a protein of 644 amino acids. Gene Ontology annotation, biological process: endonucleolytic cleavage in 5'-ETS of tricistronic rRNA transcript (SSU-rRNA, 5.8S rRNA, LSU-rRNA); ribosomal small subunit export from nucleus; endonucleolytic cleavage to generate mature 5'-end of SSU-rRNA from (SSU-rRNA, 5.8S rRNA, LSU-rRNA). The transcript has 10 exons.